Molecule: messenger RNA, 162 nt
Organism: Nematocida ausubeli
Lineage: Eukaryota; Fungi; Microsporidia
Exons: 1
Coding region: 1-162 (53 amino acids)
Source: RefSeq, a predicted model, not a curated record
AUGAACAGAGAAGGCGGAAAGAAGAAGCCCCUGAAGGCAGCAAAGAAAGUAACAAAGGAACUGGAUGAGCAUGACUUGGAGUUCCAGGAGAAUGAGAGAAAGAAGAAAAGGCUUGAGCAGGAGAUGAAAGAAGCACUUCUGAAGGGUAAAAAGAAGAAAUAA